UGGGUUCGCACAGAUUUCGCCCCUGGUGGGAAAAAAAAAAAAACAGAAAGUCGCCGUUCGUCCUGUGGUUUCGGCGACGUUCGCUUGGCCUACCGAACCGAACCGAAUUGUGGCGAAUUUGAACGGACACGCAGUGGGUCUGUGUCAGAGACUCUUUCUUGUUUAAACAAAGUGCACCUCCCUCUAUCAUGACAACGAGAAAAGCCAGCAGUGUGGCGGAAAUGGUGACCACCUCCACCACCACCAACCACCAGCACCAGAACCAGCAGAGGAGCCGGAGUCCCAGCAGCUACAGCGGCGGUGUUCCGGCGUCCGAGGCGGCGGCCGGAGGGGCGGAGAUGUUCGGUGAAUUUCAGGACUGGUGCCUGCGGACGUACGGGGACUCCGGGAAGACCAAGACCGUGACCCGGCGCAAAUACAACAAAAUCCUCCAGACGCUGCUCCAGGGGGACGAGGAGAACAGCAACGGCGUGUUCCUGCACGAGAAAAGCAACAACCACAUCAACGCCAAAUUCAAAUUCUGGGUCAAGUCCAAGGGCUUCCAGAUUGGGACCCUGCAGGACAGCAAGAACGGCUCUUCGGACAGGCCGGUGCUGUACGUCCCCAUCAAGACGACGUGUGUGGACAGCGUCUCCGGGGUGGACUCGUCCCUGAAGCGCGUGGCAGUGGUGGAGGAUUUCUUCGACAUCAUCUACGCCAUGCACGUGGAGAUCAGCACCGAUCCAGGCAAAGCACCAAAACAUGCCGGCCAGAAGAAGACCUACAAGGCUAUAGCAGAGACGUACGCCUUCCUGCCCAGAGAGGCCGUGACUCAUUUCCUGAUGAGCUGUGGAGAGUGUCAGAAGAGGAUGCACAUCAGCACCACAGGACAAGACUACAAAGAGAACGACAGACCGAGCCCUCUGGUGUCGGAGGUGAUAGACUACAACAUGCCUCUCACCACCACCUACAUGAAACAGAUGAAGCUGCACAACAAGGAUGACAGUUCACUGAGCAGCGAGGAGGAGGCAGAGAUGAGCGAGCCCACAUGGCUAGCAGCUGAUCUGGGAGCAGCGUCUGACCUGAGCCCGCCAAGCCGAGGAGAGAGGAUGCGCCACAGUCCCCAGAACACGCACGGCAAGGAAGAUGACGACGAUUCGUCAUCAGAGAGCGGCAGUGGCAACGGCCUUCCUGCGCUGACCCCUCCCUCCUCUGCUGUGACGGACGGCGCCAUUGUCAGGGAAACCGAGGUCGUCAAUGGCAACGGCGGCCCCGCCCCGCUCGACUUCAGCACACCGACUUCCUCUUCCUCGUCGCCUGAGGACCAGCAGCCGAUCAACCUGAGCGACCCGCCCCCCCAGCGCCUGCCCCUGUCCACCUCUCACCUGCCCGUCACUGUGUCGGCAGCGGCCGCGGCGCUGCUCGGCGCUCUGCAUCCCAACGCGCCCGAGGAGCUCCGCAGGAAGUACCCGCUGGCUGCCAAGCCCCCCCUGGCUCCGCACCCGGCCCUGCCUCUGCAGCUGCCGCACACACAUAAUGCACACACUCCCAACACACACUCCCAGUCCCACACACACAGCGCUGAGCUGCGACUGGACCGAGACAGCAGGGACUACGGGGGCAAGUCCCCACAGUACAGUUCAGGCGGCAGCUACGACAGCGUGAAGAUGGACCUGAGCGCUGAGGACCUGACCAUGGGGCGUCAUGGCAGCCAGGUUGCCCCUGACGAUGACGAUGACGACCACGACGACCACGAUGACAACGACAAGAUCAACGACACGGAGGGAGUCGAUCCCGAGAGACUAAAGGCCUUCAACAUGUUUGUGCGUCUGUUCGUGGACGAGAACUUGGAUCGGAUGGUGCCCAUCUCCAAACAGCCCAAGGAGAAGAUCCAGGCCAUCAUCGAGUCCUGCAGCAGACAGUUUCCAGAAUUCCAGGAACGCGCCCGCAAGCGCAUCCGCACCUACCUCAAAUCCUGCCGACGCAUGAAGAAGAAUGGCAUGGAGACCCGUCCUACUCCACCUCACCUGACCUCAGCCAUGGCUGAGAACAUCCUGGCUGCCGCCUGCGAGAGUGAAUCACGCAACGCCGCCAAGAGGAUGCGCCUCGAAGCCUAUCACGAUGAGCAGAUCUCUCUGGACAAGCCGUCCAGCGGUGGAGGAGGUCUGAGGGAGCCGGCGUCCCUCGCUCACUCCGCCUACUCCCUGGCCGCUUCAGCCUUCUCCUCCCAGGACACCCAACUCUACAUCAACGGAGCCGGACUCAGCUACGGUUACCGUGGUUACCCGGGCCUGGGCGCUGCCAUACAACACCCCGUUUCCCUGACAACCGGCGCUGCUGCUGCUCAGAGCAACGGCCCCACAGACCUCAGCAUGAAGUCUCUCUCCUCUGCCAACAUCAUUAACUCCUCCCCUUCUACCAACAGCCUGGGUGGGCGGGGCAGCGGGGGUGGCGGAGGGGGCGGGGCGUCAACCCAGCUCAGCCAACCAGAGAUCACGGCCGUGCGUCAGCUGAUCGCCGGCUACCGGGAGUCGGCUGCCUUCCUUCUUCGUUCAGCAGAUGAGCUGGAGAACCUCAUCCUGCAGCAGAACUGAUGUGGGAGAAACAUGGGAGAACACACACACACAGACACACACGCACACACACACACACAUUUAUACACACACACUUCCCAUUAUGUUUGUUCUGUGUCUGUCUCCGUCCCCCCGUCUCUCCUUAUCGAUGCUGAGACACCAGACCUCCUCUCGUUUUUUGCUCCUCUCUCCUGAAAUCGGGGUUCGUUGUUUUCUGCCUUCUCUUUGAAAACUGUGGCCACUUUUUAAUAUUGGAG
Toxotes jaculatrix (banded archerfish) is the source of this 2809-nucleotide messenger RNA. Its product is annotated as nucleolar protein 4-like. The transcript has 11 exons. The record is from RefSeq and is a predicted model, not a curated record. NCBI's taxonomy places the organism in Eukaryota, Metazoa, Chordata, Actinopteri, Toxotidae. Bases 189 to 2573 code for a protein of 794 amino acids.